This is a messenger RNA of Hymenoscyphus albidus, 1517 nucleotides long. The record is from the annotation of a GenBank genome assembly. NCBI's taxonomy places the organism in Eukaryota, Fungi, Ascomycota, Leotiomycetes, Helotiales, Helotiaceae.
AUGGACUGUCUUUCGCACCUUCAACACUGCACACAUAUCUCAACAGGUAAGAGAUCUCCCUUCUACUGCGUUGAUCCAGAUCUGUUUUCGCAUCAACAGCUCUCUUUGCAAGACCGAUUUCUCGUGAUGCCUGACUGAUUUUCGCACAGAAUCUCUCAAGACGUAUCUCUCACAACCAUCUUCAACUACCUCCAACCACGAUUGCACCACAGAAUCUCAGAAAAGGUAGACAUCCUCUCUUUCUUCAUACACAGAAUAAGAUAGCACAAGCUAAUCCUUCCAGUCAAAAAAUCUUCAAAGGCCCCUGCGUCAACGUUGGUCAAACCACUACCACAGCGGGUGUGGAGAAUCACCAUCUGGCCCUCCAAACUUGCUGGACCCUGAUGGUAUGUUCCUGUCAUCCUGGCCCAAUUUUGAGUAUUGAAUGCUGAUUCUUUGAUGACACCAGACGUUACAAGAGCCAAAAACAUUCCGUUGUGGAGUUUCUGAUAGCACAAUCGGCCAGCCUUCUCGAUCUCAACGGCAUAGGAGUAGCAACUACCAGGUUCGCUCGCUAAGCUCCAAGACACUCACAUCAAAGACACAAACGACGACAUGGUACAUCCAGGAUCUGGCACAAGAUCCUUGGAUAGUCUGGCAACGUUUAGCGCACAGCGAGAAUCAAGAGGAGAUACAAAGGUCCAAUCUCUUCUGUGGUCAGAGAAUGAGAUGGAAUCCAAUCAGACGACCCACGCUACUUCUCACUCGGCGUCCAACCCGUAUCUCCUCGAAAUGCACGGUGAUCAACCGAUCGUUGAUUCUCCUAUUCCUCAGGGAAUCUUGGGAGCCCAAUCACCGGAUGCUGGAGGAGAGGAGGGAAUGAUGGGCGGUGGGAUAGUGGCACCUCCAUCCAUGUACGGUACCGGUCCCGAGGGCGCUUCUAAACCCCUCGUUUGUCUGAUGCUACGGCUGCUGCUACCGCUGAUGGCCCGGGUGUACAUGGUGGAGGGGGUACUGAUGAGAUGGAUCAUUGACGGUGGAUGCCUCAACCCGUGUAUAGUACUGCUCCCGAGGGCGCUUCUAAACCCCUCCUUUUUGAAUGCUGAUGGACGGGAAAUACACGGGGGUCCUGAUGGUCGCAUUGUCGAUGGGGCUCUGCAGAGGGUUACCACUCUACGAUGAACCAAAAGACCGGGGUCGGUGGGCGUCUGGUAGCGACGAGGUCAGUUCACAUGAUAACCCUCAACUGUAGACUGACCAACUAACGCGCCAUAGGAAAACCAGGGUCCGGGUCCGGGACCCGGUCAAGGAAGCCCGCCAUCGAGAAGGAGACUACCCUCGAUGCUGCCAACGAGCGGCUCGAGCACUUAGAGAUCGAUGGCCAAACCGACGUGAAAGUCACCACCCGCACCAGAGGCCAAUACCGUCAAGAAGCAGCUCGCCGAGAAGGCAAUGCCCCCCAAAAGGCCCCCUCCCAGCUAAUAUCCAAGCUUUGCUGGCGGGAAAGGGUAACGUUUUCAAUGACAAGUCGAUUGUGA